CGAGGCGGCCGCGUCUCCUCCUCCGCCUCCUCCUCGGCCCCGCUCAUGGCGACGCUGGGCACAUCCGGGCUUCUCCUCCUCCUCCUCCUGCGGCGGAGGCCGCCGCCGCCGCCGCUGCCCUGAGCGCCCGGCCCGACUCCAUUAGCCCGUCCCCUCCCCCCUGCCCUGCCCGCCCCGUCUCCCUUCCCGGACCCAGAGGCAGGGGGAGCCCCGGGCCAGGCAGCGCCGAGCCCUAGGAGCAGCCGGGGACAUGUCCAACCAAGGGGCCCGGCGGAACGGGCCCGUCAAGCUGCGACUGACAGUACUGUGUGCAAAAAACUUGGUGAAAAAGGAUUUUUUCCGACUUCCUGAUCCAUUUGCUAAGGUUGUGGUGGACGGAUCUGGCCAAUGCCAUUCUACAGAUACUGUGAAGAAUACACUUGAUCCAAAAUGGAAUCAGCAUUAUGACCUAUACAUUGGGAAGUCGGAUUCAAUAACGAUCAGCGUAUGGAAUCACAAGAAAAUUCAUAAAAAGCAGGGAGCUGGUUUUCUGGGUUGUGUGAGACUUCUUUCAAAUGCAAUCAACCGCCUUAAAGACACUGGUUAUCAGAGACUGGACCUUUGCAAGCUUGGGCCAAAUGACAAUGAUACUGUUAGAGGACAGAUAGUAGUAAGUCUUCAAUCCAGAGACCGAAUAGGCACAGGAGGACAAGUUGUGGAUUGCAGUCGUUUGUUUGAUAACGAUUUACCAGAUGGAUGGGAGGAGCGGAGGACUGCUUCUGGAAGGAUCCAAUAUUUAAAUCAUAUUACCCGAACAACUCAGUGGGAAAGACCAACACGGCCAGCAUCUGAAUAUUCCAGUCCAGGAAGACCUCUAAGCUGUUUUGUGGAUGAAAACACUCCAAUUACAGGAACGAAUGGUGCAACAUGUGGGCAGUCAUCAGACCCCAGGGUGGCAGAGAGAAGAGUCAGGUCACAAAGACACAGAAAUUACAUGAGCAGGACACACUUGCACACUCCUCCUGAUCUACCUGAAGGAUACGAGCAAAGAACAACUCAGCAAGGUCAGGUCUAUUUUCUGCAUACUCAGACUGGUGUUAGUACGUGGCACGAUCCAAGAGUACCUAGGGAUCUUAGCAACAUCAAUUGUGAAGAGCUUGGUCCACUGCCUCCUGGAUGGGAGAUCCGAAAUACAGCCACAGGCAGGGUUUAUUUUGUUGACCAUAACAACAGAACGACGCAGUUUACAGAUCCACGGCUCUCUGCUAACUUGCAUUUAGUCUUAAACCGCCAGAAUCAACUUAAAGAUCAGCAGCACCAGCAGCAGCAGCAGGUAGUGUCCUUGUGUCAGCUUCCGGAUGAGGCAGAGUGUCUGACGGUGCCACGGUACAAACGAGACCUAGUGCAGAAACUCAAGAUCCUGAGGCAAGAGCUGUCACAGCAGCAACCUCAAGCCGGCCAUUGUCGUAUUGAGGUCUCCAGGGAGGAGAUUUUUGAGGAAUCCUACAGACAAGUCAUGAAGAUGAGGCCUAAAGACCUGUGGAAACGAUUAAUGAUAAAAUUCCGUGGGGAGGAAGGCCUUGAUUAUGGAGGCGUUGCCAGGGAGUGGCUCUACCUGCUGUCCCAUGAAAUGUUGAAUCCAUAUUAUGGUCUCUUCCAAUACUCCCGAGAUGAUAUCUAUACACUGCAAAUCAACCCAGACUCUGCAGUUAACCCGGAACACUUAUCGUAUUUCCAUUUUGUUGGACGGAUAAUGGGGAUGGCUGUGUUUCAUGGACACUAUAUUGACGGGGGCUUCACGUUGCCUUUCUAUAAGCAGUUGCUAGGGAAGCCAAUUACUUUGGAUGAUAUGGAAUUGGUUGACCCUGAUCUUCAUAACAGCUUAGUCUGGAUACUUGAGAAUGAUAUCACAGGAGUCUUGGACCAUACGUUUUGUGUAGAACACAAUGCAUAUGGCGAAAUUAUUCAGCAUGAACUGAAACCCAAUGGCAAAAGCAUCCCAGUGACAGAGGAAAAUAAAAAGGAAUAUGUCAGACUUUAUGUAAACUGGCGAUUUUUACGAGGAAUUGAAGCUCAAUUUCUGGCCUUACAGAAGGGAUUUAAUGAAGUAAUCCCACAACAUCUGCUGAAGACAUUUGAUGAGAAAGAGUUAGAGCUCAUCAUUUGUGGACUUGGAAAAAUUGAUGUUAACGACUGGAAGGCAAACACUAGGUUAAAACACUGUACCCCAGACAGCAACAUUGUGAAAUGGUUCUGGAAAGCUGUGGAGUUUUUUGAUGAAGAAAGGAGAGCACGACUGCUCCAGUUUGUGACUGGCUCAUCCAGAGUGCCUCUGCAGGGCUUCAAGGCAUUACAAGGUGCUGCAGGUCCACGACUAUUUACAAUACACCAAAUUGAUGCCAGCACUAAUAAUUUGCCGAAAGCUCAUACCUGCUUUAACCGAAUAGACAUUCCUCCCUACGAAAGCUAUGACAAGCUAUAUGAGAAGCUGCUAACUGCCAUUGAAGAAACAUGUGGGUUUGCUGUGGAAUGACUUUUCACAGGCUUACCUGAGACUCUAUUUAUACUCCUGUCAGCCAGAAAGCCCUUCCCUCAGACAAGACUCAAGAAAUGCUUGAAAUACAGGAAACUUUCCCUUUUCUACACUAGGACACUGUGAGGGAAAGGACAACUUUGGAUUAUUUUUUUUUCUUUCAAGAAAAUAGGUUCUGUGGCUCUUGCCAUAGAAUCAUUCAGCUGCUAUUAAAAACUAAUAUCUUGAACAUACAGAAUGCUGACUUUUCUACAUUUCAACUGUUAAGCAGUAUUCUAUACUUAAAGACUACUAUUUUUUGUAAAAGGUAAUCUAUUAUAUUUGCCUACCUGGUUUCUAUUCUCAGAUACCAAGACACAACUUCAGCAGUCGGUACAAGUCACGUUUCAGCCUGAUUUAAGUGUAAGAUACUGAACAGCAUCUAUACCUGCUAUUUUUUGGAAAAAAUAUUUUGGAUUAUUCUAACUUUGCAUAAAAUUGGCUGAAAGAGUCAUUAAUCUUUUUAAUUAAAGCCACUUACAUGUUAACUGCAUUUUCUUAUAGUAAAACGUUAUAUUCUGCAAUGUAAAUUCAACUUAAAUGUUACCACAGGGGGCUUUUUUAUAUUUUUCAAGCAUGAAUUAGAAAUAUGAUGUUUUAGAGUCCUAUUUAUAUCAUUUGUCAGAUUCCUUAAAACAAAAUUUCUAGUCUGAGUGGCACAAACUGUAUUUGGUACAGUACUUGUGUUAAUAUGUGGGAGAGACCUUUUUAAUGAAUGGUAAACACUUUGGGUUUUUUUUAAACAGCAUUUUUGUAACAAAUCUGUCAAGAGUAUUUUUUGUUGCUUUUGACUGUAAAUUUAUCACUGCAUCUUUCAAGUUUUUAAGCAUGCUGAUGGGGUGAUACUUCCCAGCAGAAGCUUGUCAGCAGUUCAUUUCAGAACCCAUCCUGUCCAGUCAACCAAAGUUUGUUUGAAUGCAGCCAAAUCACAUUAUGUAUUUGUUGAUGCUAAAGAUUUAUCAGGUAAAAAAUGUUUUAAUCUUUGUCUAGCUGCUCGUGACAUGUGGUUUUAACUUACAUCUAAGGAAAAAUUGUGAUAAAACUAAAAAAGGUGUAUUAACUGAAAUACAUGCAAUGUGCUUUGAAAAUGAGGUUUUCAGAGCACAUAAUUUAUUGAUUGUAGGGAUGGAAUUAAGUAUAUAUAUGAAUUAUAACAUGGGCUGAUAUAUUCAAAGGGGAUUAAAAUGCACUACCAGUAGAGGGAACUGAAUUCUGAAAUUUGGGGAUUCUCAGUUAACAUCUGUAUGAUCUGCUCAUGGUGUGUAGCUAUACCAGUCUACUCAAUGGACAGUGGUAUUCUCAAUGGUGAGAAUAUUUGGAAUAGGUAGCUUUUUCCAAUCAGUGUUGUGUUUCUUAGGUUACAAUAAAUCAUCAAAUGUGCACUAUUUUUACACUGCCGAUGAGAAGAAAGUCAGGAGUCUUGAAAUAACUAUAAAAGAACGGGAUAGAAACAGCUGUUCCAUUUUGCAGCGUAAGUUACACAGUGAGCUAGCUGAUUUUCUCUCUCUUCUAUGGAGCUUGAACUUAAUUUUGUUCUGCCAAAUCUGACUGCCACAGUGAGUAAACUACUACUGGAUGUUGUGUAUUAGAAUAGUGGGCAAUGAACUACUUUUGCAGAAUUGUGGUAAGAAUCUGGUGAGCCAAAUCCACAUGUUCAUUUAAUUUUAUUUUUUUGUACAGCUGUUGUUGGAAGGUUUGUUCUGAAAGACUUGCUUCCCAGUCUGAGCUGGCUGCAGACAUGAGGCUACAUAGGGGUGUAAACAUAAAGCCAAGAAGCUUGCUUUGACAGCCGGGCCUUGAAAUAUAUCAGGCCCCUUUUUUCUUCAUUUCAAGGGACUGUUGCACUCAUUUAAAAUGGCUGGUACCUUUUCUUCCAUGGUUUUCAGCUAAUAUUACCAGAGAAGCUAUCACCACACUUGUUCAGGUUGCCUGGGAGAGCAAAGUAGAAUGUUGCCCAGUGUGUUUCUUUCUUAGUACUGCUGCCUGUGGUUUGGGACCACUGCUUUAGACACUCCCAAAGACCUCUUCUCACUCCUUCCAGUUUGGAGGUGUGACAUGAAUUGCUCUUUUCAGAGACUAGGUUCUUUUGACCACUGUUCACAGGAUAGAAAGCCCAGUGUUGUGCAAGCGAUCUUGUUCUGCUCUUACUCAGGCUAUGGCUGUAAGGCUUUUUCAGCAUCCCUGAUUGUGAAAGCACCUUUUCUCGGUAAAAUCCGGUUUGAUCCAGCUUUUGGGAGAAGUCAGGGCUCAGUUAGGUGACUCCAUGGGGAAGGUAUGCUGUUCUCUGCACCAGACGGCCUACUUCAGCACUAUUUAAAGACUGUCACAGUGGUGUCUCCUAACCAUGUCAUCUGUACACACCUCCCAGGAACCUUCUCCCUGUCAGUUUACUUAAGCUGGUAAAUUUAUUGAACACACAGUUAUGGCCACUCUUAAGGAGGGAAGAGGUGAGAUCUGCAGAAAACAGAGCAUAGAUGAGCUGAUAAAUACUGUUCAUUUUCACAGCAGCCUUAGUAGUACAUCUGUUUAUUCUAUCAAAUGUUUUGGUGUGGCAUAGAGAAUUUUAAUCGCCACAAGGUAAAUAUUGUUAAUUUAAUAUGUAAUAGGCAAAACUAGACAAAUCUGCAUUUGACUAGCCAUAGCUGACAGAUGAGAAUGAAUAUAUCAAAUAUCUUGAGUGCCUUUCUACCUUUCUAAUGACUGAGAGCUUUAACUGAAGCACCUCAUCAUCUAGUCAGACAUUUAUGAAAAAAAUGUUAAAGGGUUAAUUUCUUUACAAAAUUUUAUUUCAAGAUCAUGUCAGCUACUUUCCCCUCAAAAAGGUGCUAAGCCUAAUAUUGCAUUUUAACCUUGGACUUUCACCCCAUGAUUAAUGUGAAUAUUUAUUUCAGCAUAUCCCUCUGACUGGAUUUUACUUUAUCCAGUCUUUAGUUGUUUUAGAAAGAUGUCACAUCAUUGUUUUAUGCUGUUGCUUUUCAUUAUGAAUGUUUAAUUAUGAACAGUGACUUUUGUAGAUUUCAAAUAUACAGUACACAGUUGAGUUUCAGAGGAUUUAAUUUCUCGGUGUAAAGAGUUUUGUAAUGGUGCUUUGUACAGUAUGUAUUCUAAUUUUUUUUUGCACAUAGUUUCAGUUUCCCUAAACUGAUUUAUUUUUACCAAAUUUUUGUUGUACUAAAGUCCAGAGCACACCAACCUGUUUUUAAGUUCUUGUUCUACAACACUACAUCUGUAUUAAACUUCUGGUGCGUUUAAACUGGCUGCAUUGAUGGAAGUAAAAGCUUUGCUUCUAUAUCAUAAGUAUGCAUUAUACAGCUUAAUGUAGCAUGCUCCAGUUGCUUCAGAUUUUAAACUGCACCAUAUAGUUAACAGGUGCCAUUUGUUGUACUUUACACUAUCUAGUAGGUUUCUAGCUCUACCACAUCCUUAGAGCUUUGUCUGUAGUCGUAAUUAGUUUAUACAAGUGUAAUUGCUCCUCCACAAACUGACUGUUCUUAGUUUAUCUUUUCCAUUGUAUUUAUUACAGAGUUUUAGCAUUGAUAUCAAUGUAUUUUCACCCAGCUGUUACAUGAGCUUUAACAACAACAAAAAAAAUCUGUAUAAAAUGGUUUUUAAAUACUUAAUGUAUGUACCCAUGCAGAAGUUGAGCAAUAAAUUGUAUGCUGUUUGCACACUCACAGCA
Rhea pennata is the source of this 6230-nucleotide messenger RNA. RefSeq names its product SMAD specific E3 ubiquitin protein ligase 2 (gene SMURF2). Gene Ontology annotation, molecular function: ubiquitin protein ligase activity; protein binding. Lineage: Eukaryota; Metazoa; Chordata; Aves; Rheiformes; Rheidae. Gene Ontology annotation, biological process: protein polyubiquitination; proteasome-mediated ubiquitin-dependent protein catabolic process; negative regulation of BMP signaling pathway. The transcript is spliced from 19 exons. The coding region runs from base 251 to 2512 and encodes 753 amino acids. The record is from RefSeq and is a predicted model, not a curated record. Gene Ontology annotation, cellular component: cytoplasm.